Leptopilina boulardi is the source of this 936-nucleotide messenger RNA. RefSeq lists its product as uncharacterized. Lineage: Eukaryota; Metazoa; Arthropoda; Insecta; Hymenoptera; Figitidae. The transcript is spliced from 3 exons. The coding region runs from base 1 to 936 and encodes 311 amino acids. Gene Ontology annotation, molecular function: DNA binding. The record is from RefSeq and is a predicted model, not a curated record. Gene Ontology annotation, cellular component: nucleus.
AUGUCAAUAGAAAGUGUCCAGGCCGGUUUCAGCGAGCGAGGCGCAGCGAAACAAUUCGGGAUUUCGCCACAAACUUUGCGUCAACGAUUGAAAGGAUGUAAAACGAAAUCAGAAGCGCAUUAUGGUCAACAAGUAUUCAAUAAUGAACAAGAGCAACAGCUCCGAGAAUAUUUGUUGAAGUCUGCAAAAAUAUUUUACGGCCUCACGUUGCCGCAACUUCGACAACUGGCAUUUCAAUUUGCGCAGGCAUUGAAAGCAGCCAAAUCUAUCAAGAAAAUCACAGCAAGUUCGUACUCAAAUAAUCAAGACGAACAACCAGCUGCCAGCAGAGACUGGUCUGAAGCCUUCUUAAAACGUCAUCCCGAUUUGACUCUGCGUCGACCCGUACCAACAUCGCUCGGUCGAGCAAUCGCUUUCAAUGCUCACGUCGUUGGCGAGUUUUUUGAUUUGUAUGAAAAUAUCCGGCAAUCACAUCAAUAUACAGCGGCGACAGUGUGGAAUAUGGAUGAAACUGGGCUGAACACAGUACAUAAAAUGAAAUACGUAAUAGCGCAAAAAGGUGAGCGAUGUGUAGCAGCAGCUAGUUCGGGCGAACGCGGCACUAAUGUGACUCUUACGAUGGCUAUUUCUGCCGCUGGAGAAAAAAUUCCACCAUUUUUCAUCUUCCCAAGGAUCAAAAUGAAUAAAGAAGAACAUGCCAUUAGAGUGGAUACUGAGAGAACUUUGCUUAUUCUUGACAAUCACGAAUCGCAUUUGACUAUUGAAGGAUUAGAAUUUUGUAAACGAAAUAACAUUGAUAUAUUAACUCUGCCUCCACAUACCAGUCACAAACUACAACCUUUAGAUAAAGGUGUUUUCGGGCCAUUAAAAGCAUAUUAUGCAAAUCAGUGUUCAGCAUGGUUGUUUAUUCACCCUAAUGUUCCAAUUGGAAUUUAG